Abrus precatorius (Indian licorice) is the source of this 399-nucleotide messenger RNA. RefSeq lists its product as uncharacterized. The record is from RefSeq and is a predicted model, not a curated record. Bases 1 to 399 code for a protein of 132 amino acids. NCBI's taxonomy places the organism in Eukaryota, Viridiplantae, Streptophyta, Magnoliopsida, Fabales, Fabaceae. The transcript has 2 exons.
AUGUCUCCCUACCGGGUUGUCUUUGGUAAAACAUGUCAUUUGCCAGUGGAGAUAGAGCAUCGGGCUUAUUGGGCUGUGAAGACUUGUAAUAUGUCCUUUGAUCUAGCUGGUGAGGAAAGGAAGUUGCAACUGAAUGAGUUGGAUGAGAUCCGUCUUGAAGCCUAUGAGAACUCUAAGCUUGGUCUCAUGGGUGGUAAGCUUCGUUCUAAGUGGAUUGGACCUUUUGUUGUGCUUAAUGUUUUUCCUUAUGGUACAGUUGAGAUCAAAAGUGAAUCCACAGGUAAGAGCGUCAAGGUUAAUGGGCACCGCCUGAAGCCUUUUCUCACUAACCCUUCUUUGGUGGAUACUAUAGUGGAGGAGGUCGCCUUGUUGGACCUUGCAUCUUUUACAUCACCAUGA